AUGAUGUGUGAGAGCGAUAACGAAAGUGAGAACAAUUCGUCGGCUCACGUUUCUGUUUUUGAACAACGCGCAUACAUUAAAAUCGAAACGAUUCGUGGUAAAACAGUGCCUGAAAUUCAUGCCGCGUUAAAUGAAGUGUGUGGAACGGAUACUGUGGAUCGUAGUACGGUGCAAAGAUGGCAUCAGCGAUUCCGUGAUGGUCGUAUAAGUAUUGAUAACAACCCUCGCUCUGGCCGACCCUCUACGGUUACUCAAGACAACACUAACGCGGCUAUUCUCGCAACUCUACUCGAUGAAGACCGACGAAUAACGGUGAGAGAGAUAGAGAAUGAAACAGGUUUUGAAAAUCGCGACCAGAAAUCCGUAAAAAGCGACCAGGAAUGUUACAAAAUGGUGUGUCCAUANUGGGAACGCCUCAAACACCCACCGUAUUCGCCGGGUUUAAGUCUCCCGGACUUUGAUUUAUUUCCAAAACUGAAGGAACCACUUAGAGGGAUCCGUUUUCCCAACUUAGAUAUACUAAAUGAAGAAGUGAGCCGAAGGAUCCGUGGACUCAACAAAGAUGGCGUCCUAUGCGGCAUUCAAGCGCUCCCGAAACGAUGGCAAUCGUGUAUAGACAAGCAGGGAGAUUAUAUCGAAGGUCUAUAA
This is a messenger RNA of Cinara cedri, 648 nucleotides long. The record is from the annotation of a GenBank genome assembly. Lineage: Eukaryota; Metazoa; Arthropoda; Insecta; Hemiptera; Aphididae.